AUGGACGCUGUGGUGCUUAGGAAGAGGGGCUACAGCCUCGGCAGCACGCUAGGGGAAGGCUCCUACGGCAAGGUGAAAUGCGCCUACAGCCUCAACCUGAAGCGCAAAGUGGCCAUCAAGAUCAUUGACAAGAAGAAGAUUUCUCAGAACGUCCUGGAGAAGUUUCUCCCCAGGGAAAUGGAGGCUCUGAAACGGCUGCACCACCCCUCGAUCAUCGAGACCUACGAGAUUUUUGAGACGUCGGUCGGGAAGGUGUACAUCGUGAUGGAGCUGGGGGAAAAGGGGAGCCUCCUGAGCUACCUCAGCGUCAAGGGACCGAUGGAGGAGGGCGUCGCCCGCAUCAAGUUCCAGCAGUUGGCUUCGGCCAUCAAGCAUUGCCACGACUCGGACUUUGCUCACAGGGACCUGAAGUGUGACAACAUCCUUCUUGACAACGAUCUUAACUUCAAGCUGACGGAUUUUGGUUUUUCGAAACCCUUGUCUCGGGACAAAAAUGGAAAAACCAUUCUCAGCAACACCUUCUGCGGGUCUCUGGCGUACUCAGCGCCCGAACUGCUUGAGCACGUUCCCUGUGACCCCAGGAUUUCCGACAUGUGGAGCCUGGGCAUCAUCCUGUAUGCAAUGCUCUAUGCUUCACAGCCUUUUGAUAGUUCUAAUGUCAAGGAAAUGCUCCAGAUUCAGAAACAACAAAAGAUUCCCUUCCUCAAGACCAAACCCCUGUCCGUGGAGUGCAAGAACCUCAUUUCUCGCUUGCUCCAGCCUGAUGUGUCUCAGAGACUGUGCAUAGAUGAAGUUUUGCGACAUCCCUGGUUGCAGGCUCCAAAAUCCAUGCCCUCUCAUUCUCUGCUAGCUGCAGGAGAGGGCAAUCCCAAAGCCUGUGCAAGAAAAAACCUGAGCAAAAACAGAAGGGCAACUCCCAUUCUGCGCAAGUAUAAGGACUGGAGAAGGAAAUCGGAUCCUCUUAAGGGGGGUUUAUUUCAACAAAACCACAAACUUGCCUAA
Messenger RNA from Myiozetetes cayanensis, 1002 nucleotides. RefSeq names its product testis-specific serine/threonine-protein kinase 2-like. Gene Ontology annotation, molecular function: protein serine/threonine kinase activity; ATP binding; tau-protein kinase activity. The coding region runs from base 1 to 1002 and encodes 333 amino acids. Gene Ontology annotation, cellular component: cytoplasm. NCBI's taxonomy places the organism in Eukaryota, Metazoa, Chordata, Aves, Passeriformes, Tyrannidae. The record is from RefSeq and is a predicted model, not a curated record. Gene Ontology annotation, biological process: protein phosphorylation; microtubule cytoskeleton organization; intracellular signal transduction. The transcript has a single exon.